Messenger RNA from Rattus rattus (black rat), 3043 nucleotides. RefSeq names its product serine palmitoyltransferase long chain base subunit 2 (gene Sptlc2). The transcript has 12 exons. Gene Ontology annotation, biological process: sphingosine biosynthetic process; ceramide biosynthetic process. Gene Ontology annotation, cellular component: serine palmitoyltransferase complex. The record is from RefSeq and is a predicted model, not a curated record. Bases 105 to 1787 code for a protein of 560 amino acids. Gene Ontology annotation, molecular function: pyridoxal phosphate binding; serine C-palmitoyltransferase activity. NCBI's taxonomy places the organism in Eukaryota, Metazoa, Chordata, Mammalia, Rodentia, Muridae.
GCUGCAGCCAUUUCCGGUUUCGGAGAGGUGGGUGCGGUGCGGAGCGGGAGUUGGCGCCGCCGCCGCCUCCAGAGCCUGUCCUGCUGCCGGGUGCUGCCGGGAGGAUGCGGCCGGAGCCAGGAGGCUGCUGCUGCCGCCGCCCGAUGCGGGCGAACGGCUGCGUGAAAAACGGGGAAGUGAGGAACGGGUACUUGAGGAGCAGCACCGCCACCAUCGCGGCUGCGGGCCAGAUUCAUCAUAUUACAGAAAAUGGAGGACUGUACAAAAGACCGUUUAAUGAAGCUUUUGAAGAAACACCCAUGCUAGUUGCUGUGCUCACAUACGUGGGCUAUGGUGUACUCACCCUCUUUGGAUAUCUUCGAGAUUUCUUGAGGCAUUGGAGAAUUGAAAAGUGCCACCAUGCAACAGAAAGAGAAGAACAAAAGGACUUUGUGUCCUUGUAUCAGGAUUUUGAAAACUUCUAUACAAGGAACCUCUACAUGAGGAUCAGAGACAACUGGAAUCGACCCAUCUGUAGUGUGCCUGGAGCCAAGGUGGAUAUCAUGGAGAGACAGUCUCAUGACUACAACUGGUCAUUCAAGUACACAGGGAAUAUAAUUAAAGGUGUAAUAAACAUGGGUUCCUACAACUAUCUUGGAUUUGCGAGGAACACUGGAUCAUGUCAGGAAGCAGCUGCUGAAGUUCUCAAGGCAUAUGGAGCAGGGGUGUGCAGCACUCGCCAGGAAAUUGGGAACCUGGACAAGCACGAGGAACUAGAGAAACUGGUAGCAAGGUUCUUGGGUGUGGAAGCUGCUUUGACCUAUGGCAUGGGAUUUGCGACAAAUUCAAUGAACAUUCCUGCUCUUGUUGGCAAAGGUUGCCUGAUUCUGAGUGAUGAGCUGAACCAUGCAUCCUUGGUUCUAGGAGCCAGACUGUCGGGAGCAACCAUUCGAAUCUUCAAACACAACAAUAUGCAAAGCUUGGAGAAGCUUUUAAAAGAUGCCAUUGUUUAUGGUCAGCCUCGGACGAGAAGGCCCUGGAAGAAAAUCCUAAUCCUCGUGGAAGGCAUAUAUAGCAUGGAAGGGUCUAUUGUUCGCCUUCCUGAAGUGAUUGCUCUCAAGAAGAAAUACAAGGCAUACUUGUAUCUGGAUGAGGCUCACAGCAUUGGGGCUCUUGGCCCUUCAGGGCGCGGUGUGGUAGACUACUUUGGCCUGGAUCCUGAGGAUGUAGAUGUUAUGAUGGGAACAUUCACAAAGAGCUUCGGUGCUUCAGGAGGAUACAUUGGCGGCAAGAAGGAGCUGAUAGACUACCUACGCACACAUUCUCACAGUGCUGUGUACGCCACGUCAAUGUCACCACCUGUGAUGGAGCAGAUCAUCACCUCCAUGAAGUGCAUCAUGGGGCAGGAUGGCACCAGUCUUGGCAAAGAAUGUAUCCAGCAGUUGGCUGAGAACACCAGGUAUUUCAGGAGACGCCUGAAGGAAAUGGGGUUCAUCAUCUAUGGCAAUGAAGACUCCCCGGUGGUGCCUUUGAUGCUCUACAUGCCGGCCAAAAUUGGCGCCUUUGGGAGAGAGAUGCUGAAGCGGAACAUUGGUGUAGUUGUGGUGGGAUUUCCUGCUACCCCAAUCAUUGAGUCCAGAGCCAGAUUUUGCCUGUCAGCGGCUCAUACCAAAGAAAUACUUGACACGGCUUUGAAAGAGAUAGAUGAAGUUGGGGAUCUGCUGCAACUGAAGUACUCCCGCCACCGGCCGCUGCCUCUGCUGGACAGGCCCUUUGACGAGACUACCUAUGAGGAGACAGAAGACUGAGCCUUUCUGGUGCUCCCUAGAGGGGGAUGCUUCCUCCCAGGACAGUGUGUGGCCUUUCUGAGCCAAUCCCAGGAGCCACACUUCAGUGACCACUUCAUGUGAAAGACAUUUCCCAAGCUACUGAAGAUGGCCACCUCCACUCCAAAUGGCAUUUUGUAAAUAGUAAAAAAACAAACUGCUUCACAUUCUUCCUUUGUUUGCUAAGUCUCACACACACACACACACACACACACACACACACACACACACACAUAUAUGAUUACUUUGUCCAUUAAAAAUGUUUUAUUUUAUAACUAUUCUACUUGUGAAAUCACGCUGACCCUUGCCUGUGGCUUCUGGCAGGCAUUCCCCACUGCAGUCAUCUCAUAGGCUUGGAUCCAUCAGGACCUACUUCAGGCCCUGGCUCUCCAGCCUUGAGACUCACUGGCCCUCUCCCUAGGGAGCAAGUGCCUUCUGCUGACUUCCCGCCCGGGUCUCAGAGGUUGCCCCCCUUGUAAUCCCUUUUUAACCAGUCGAGUUAACCAACCAAAGCAUUCUGUCUUUAGUCUUAAGGUAAACGUAACCAAGACCCAAUGGCUUAUGUGACUGACUCCUCCUGGCCAAGGACUUCCUAAAACUGGUCUCUUUUUGUUGUUGUUCUGUUCAUCAAAUAAUUUAUUCAUUAUCAGAUCUUUCUUCAUAUGAUCUCUGAAGAUGUAUCCCAUGAUUUAGUUCUCCCUGAAAUCUAACCCUAAUGCUUCCCACCUCCAAAGUUACAACCCCCUCUGGCUCAUUCAGGGUCCAGAUUAAGAUUUGACCAGUAAAGGCAAGUGUUGGUCAGUCCUUUGCUCAUGUCCCACUUCACCAUUAGUGGGGUAAGCUUUCUGUGUCACUGACCCACUUGAACAAUGCUCUUCCAAAGGCCAGCUCUUCUACUCCUCCUGUGCUAACAAGAAUUUACCCAGCAUCUGGGCUGGCUUCUCUUGUGCUUCCAUUGUAUUUCCCCCUUUGAGGAAUUCAUCAGAUACCUCUUUCUUAGACUGGAAUAGCCUGUUUUCCUGUCUCCACGGGGUGAGGGGCUUCAUCCAGAGCUUUGUGCUGCUUGACCAAAGAACACAUCCGAGGAGCACCGUUUUAAAGUUAAUUUUUUUCUUUUGACCAAAGCAUAAUUGAAGAGAACUUUUGACUUUAUUGUACUGAAGAUGAAUUUGUCUUUUAGUACUGAUCAAGUGUUAUAAGAAAGGAUUGAGAACAGAAUGGGGGAAAACUGUUUAGAA